Molecule: messenger RNA, 909 nt
Organism: Penicillium chermesinum
Lineage: Eukaryota; Fungi; Ascomycota; Eurotiomycetes; Eurotiales; Aspergillaceae
Exons: 2
Coding region: 1-909 (302 amino acids)
Source: RefSeq, a predicted model, not a curated record
AUGGCUCCGGUUAUCACAUCUAGCAUUAUCGACCUAGUAUCCGCAGAGCUGCGUGGUCUUGACAGUCUUCCGGUUGUACAAGUUGCCAUCCGCUACCCUGGGCUGUCAAUCAUUCUGUUUUCGCUAUUUGCCUUGAAGUUUUCAAGCAUUCUCUUCUCGAGAUCUACCUCCGAAAGCCCUGAGAUGGCCAAUCAAGGCCGACCAGCAGCCGCCUUUCCUCGACAUGCACCGACGCCGCUAAAUGGAAUCCAGCGUAGAAGCUCCUGGUUCGCCUGGGGCCAAAGCGAGAGAUAUGGAACCGGGCGGCGAGGACGACAGUCGCAGCUCCUACGAUCAGCUAGGGUGCUAUGGCACCUGGUAUUCAAGGCCCAGAAUGCCGCCAUGGCCUGGCGAGCUAUCGAAAAAGUCCGAAGAGUUGUUCUCGAGGUGCGCGCGAAGCUCCUUGGGCUGGGAGGAUUGGUCUUCAUUCCCCUGUUCGCUCGAAUAGCGCGGUUUGUCGAGGCUAUCUAUAACGCGCAACUUGGUCCGUUCCAAGUCUCGUCGGUGCUUGGCUUCUUGGGGUUUAUUCUGGUCAUUCUCAUAUCAAUUGAUGUGGUUGACAUGGCGAUGGGGACAACUGAUUUCUCCGAUUUCAUCCUGGACGGGGUCGACCGUGGCGUUGAGUUGGUCUUUGGAGUGAUAUUCGGUUCCGCCGAGUGGAUCAUCCUGUUUCUUGCUGAUCGGUGGGCAUUCGUGAAGCGCCGUUUCGGGAGGUAUUUUGGUUUCCUGGGAUCGCCUCGGUUCACACGGUAUGGCCUUCUUGUCAUUCUUGGUACAUAUUUUUUCUCAUGGGUCAUGGAGUCGUCUGAGCGGGUGAGAACUACGGACGGUCCAACGGUCAAUAAGGCCUAUGCUGAGAAAUUUAAAUAG